This is a messenger RNA of Anolis sagrei ordinatus, 1781 nucleotides long. The record is from RefSeq and is a predicted model, not a curated record. Lineage: Eukaryota; Metazoa; Chordata; Lepidosauria; Squamata; Anolidae.
GUAACUUCAGAACAAGUUCUGCGAAGAACGCCUUGUGAGGGCUUUGCCUGAGGAGUGCUGUAAGUUCAAAGUGACUUCAAGAUACACAGCAAUGACAACAAGAAAAAUAAGUACUAGAAAAAUAUAUUUGAAGCUACAUCCCUGUGCACUUAAAGGGGGGAAAUAAGAUGUUGCUGUAGAAAGAGAGGCUUGGGAAACCAAGCAGAAGGCUACAGCAAUACAAAAACUGCUGUUCAGGAGGUUAUAUCCCUGAACCCCUGGCAUCAUAUUUGAAUUAUAAAUGUAAAAGAAUGGCAAGCACUCUACCUCCCAAUCCUAGAUCAGACACAGGGGAGAAGUUACAUCAGUGUAUGGAGUGUGGAAAACAAUUUGAUAGGGAAAGUUCUCUUACUGUACAUGAACAGACCCACACAGGGGAGAAGCCACAUAUAUGCAUGGAAUGUGGAAAGAGCUUCAGUUGGAGUGGCACCCUACGUAGACAUCAAAGGACGCACACAGGGGAGAAGCCCUAUGAAUGCAUGGAAUGUGGAAAAUGCUUCAGUGAGAGAGGCACUCUACGUUCCCAUCAAAGGACGCACACAGGGGAGAAGCCACAUAAAUGCAUGGAAUGUGGAGAAAGCUUCAGUCAGAGUGGGACUCUUCAUUACCAUCAAAGGAUCCACACAGGGGCGAAGCCAUAUAAAUGUAUGGAAUGUGGAAAGAGCUUCAGUCGCAGUGGCAGUCUACGUUCCCAUCAAAGGACGCACACAGGGCAGAAGCCAUAUAAAUGUAUAGAACGUGGAGAAAGCUUCAGUGAGAGUGGCACUCUACGUUCCCAUCAAAGAACGCACACAGGGGAGAAGCCACAUAAAUGCAUGGAAUGUGGAAAGAGCUUCAAUCAGAGUGGCCAUCUACGUAGGCAUCAAAGGACGCACACAGGGGAGAAGCCCUAUGAAUGCAUGGAAUGUGGAAAAUGCUUCAGUGAGAGUGGCCAUCUACGGUUCCAUCAAAGGACGCACACAGGGGAGAAGCCACAUAAAUGCAUGGAAUGUGGAGAAAGCUUCAGUCACAGUGGCACUCUACGUUCCCAUCAAAGGACGCACACAGGGGAGAAGCCACAUAUAUGCAUGGAAUGUGGAAAGAGCUUUAGUCAUAGUAGCACUCUACAUUCCCAUCAAAGGAUCCACACAAGGGAGAAGCCACAUAAAUGCAUGGAAUGUGGAAAAAGCUUCAGUCAGAGUGGGACUCUUCAUUACCAUCAAAGGAUCCACACAGGGGCGAAGCCAUAUAAAUGUAUGGAAUGUGGAAAGAGCUUCAGUCGCAGUGGCAGUCUACGUUCCCAUCAAAGGACGCACACAGGGGAGAAGCCAUAUAAAUGUAUAGAACGUGGAGAAAGCUUCAGUGAGAGUGGCACUCUACGUUCCCAUCAAAGGACGCACACAGGGGAGAAGCCACAUAAAUGCAUGGAAUGUGGAAAGAGCUUUAGUCAUAGUAGCACUCUACAUUCCCAUCAAAGGAUCCACACAGGGGAGAAGCCACAUAAAUGCAUGGAAUGUGGAGAAAGCUUCAGUCAGAGUGGGACUCUUCAUUACCAUCAAAGGAUCCACACAGGGGCGAAGCCAUAUAAAUGCAUGGAAUGUGGAAAGAGCUUCAGUCGCAGUGGCAGUCUACGUUCCCAUCAAAGGACCCACACAGGGGAGAAGCCAUAUAAAUGCAUGGAAUGUGGAGAAAGCUUCAGUGAGAGUGGCAAUCUACAUUCCCACCAAAUGACUCACACAGUACAGAAGCCAAGAAAUGCAUAG